This is a messenger RNA of Raphanus sativus (radish), 2972 nucleotides long. Its product is annotated as protein PAT1 homolog 1. NCBI's taxonomy places the organism in Eukaryota, Viridiplantae, Streptophyta, Magnoliopsida, Brassicales, Brassicaceae. The record is from RefSeq and is a predicted model, not a curated record. Gene Ontology annotation, cellular component: P-body. Gene Ontology annotation, molecular function: RNA binding. The transcript has 5 exons. Gene Ontology annotation, biological process: deadenylation-dependent decapping of nuclear-transcribed mRNA; P-body assembly. The coding region runs from base 348 to 2705 and encodes 785 amino acids.
GAUGAAACACACGGCGAAGGAAACAGAACAUCAACAAAGGCCACAGCUUUUCUUCUUCUCCUUCAUUUUAUCUCUCUUCUUUUUUUUUAACGCGGAGAGAGAGAGGAGAGGAGAUCUUAUUCCAGCUUUACUUGUGUUUAUCCCUUCAAAUUGAAAACCCUAACCAAUCUCAUCUCUCUCUCUGUCGUUGAGAAGCCACCCCCCCCCCCCCCACCCCAUCUAACGAUUAGGGAAAACCCUAGUGAGAAGGAAGACGAUUUCUCGUAUGCCCUCCUCUCUUCUGUCUCCUCUCUGAUUUUCUAAAAGUUUCGUUCGAAACCUCUUCGGCGUGUGUCUAAUUGCUAAUCAUGGAGAGAUCCGAUUCCAGGGACUUGUACAACUUUGUUCGCUCUUCCUCAGAUUCAAAAAGUAAGCUCUUUGAUGCAUCUCAGUAUGAGUUUUUUGGUCAAAAUCUUGACGAAAUGUCACUGGGAGGUAUUGACGAUGAUGAAGUCGUCGCUCCUCCUGUUCUUGGACAUGCUGCUGAUGAUGAUGAGUAUCACUUGUUUGAUAAAGCUGAGGGUGCCGGUUUAGGUUCACUAUCUGACAUGGAUGAUCUUGCCACGACUUUUGCAAAGCUAAAUAGAAACGUUACGGGACCCAAACACCUUGGAGUUAUUGGUGACAGAGGAUCUGGUUCCUUUUCAAGAGAGAGUUCUUCUGCUACCGAUUGGACGCACGAUACAGAGCUCACAAGCUGGCUAGACGAGCAAGACCAAGAGGUUAACAGAUGGUCCUCGCAGCCACCAUCAUCAUCUUCUCAUUCACAAUCUUUGUACAGGACAUCCUCUUACCCUCAGCAGCCACCACCGCUCCAGCACUACAAUAGUGAACCUAUCAUCGUACCAGAAUCAUCUUUCACCUCUUUUCCCCCUCCAGGUAGCAGAUCUCAGCAGCAGACUUCACCCGGAAACCUCCACCGCGCUCCUUCUCUUCCCAGUGGUUCUCAGUCGAAUUUCGCCGCACCUUCCCUGCUGUCAAACUCUAGAUUUCAUCUCUCAGGUCCGUCACACGGGCCCCACUAUGGUGGUAAUUUGACUAGAUAUGCGUCGUGUGGUCCUACGCUUGGUAACGUGGUGCAACCUCACUGGCUCACUGAUCCUGGUCUUCUCCACGGAGAUCAUUCUGGUUUAUUACAUAGUCUGGUGCAACAACAACAGUUGCCUCCUCGAAAUGAUCUUAUGUCGCAACAUAUGAUGGCUCUCCAGCAGAGACAAUCGUAUGCUCAGCUCGCAGCGCUACAGUCUCAGCUGUACAGGUCAUACCCUUCACCAUCGCGUAAGGUCUCUUUUGGGAGCGGUGAAGUUAGGGAACAACACAAGAAUAAGUCUUCUCAUAGAAGUCGAAAGAACAAAGGCAUCUCUCAGCAGGCAUCAGACGCAGCUAGUCAGAAAAGCGAGAGUGGGUUGCAGUUUAGAUCAAAGUACAUGACUUCAGAAGAAAUAGAGAGUAUACUCAAGAUGCAGCACUCUAACUCACACAGCAAUGAUCCUUACGUCAAUGAUUAUUACCACCAAGCUCGGCUUGCCAAGAAGUCUUCCGGAUCUAGAGCAAUCACUCACUUCUACCCUUCUCAGUUAAAAGACCACCACCAACCUAAGUCUCGUAAUAAUAGCUCUGACCAGCAUCAACAACAAGUUCAUGUAGAUGCACUUGGAAAGAUCACGCUUCCUUAUAUUCGCAGGCCACGUGCCUUGCUUGAGGUUGACUCUUCUUCCCCUGGUGGAAGCGGGGAGCAUAAAGGCUCAGGAAAACAUUUGGAGCAGGAACCACUUGUGGCAGCUAGGGUUACAAUUGAAGAUGCUCUUGGAGUUCUUAUCGACAUAGUUGACAUUGACAGGACUCUCCAAUCCACAAGGCCACAGGACGGAGGUGCUCAGGUCAGGAGAAAGCGCCAGAUCCUCCUAGAAGGACUAGCGACAGCACUUCAGCUUGCUGAUCCGUUCAGCAAAACCGGUCAGAAGUCAGGGCUGACUGCUAAGGAUGAUGUUGUCUUUCUCCGUAUAGCAACUCUUCCAAAGGGUCGCAAAAUGCUUACAAAGUACAUACAGCUUCUAGUUCCAGGCACUGAGAUUGCUCGAGUUGUAUGUAUGGCUAUCUUCCGGCACUUGAGAUUUCUCUUCGGCGGCUUGCCUUCGGAUACUCUAGCAGCAGAGACGAUUGCUAAUCUCGCCAAGGCAGUCACGGUCUGUGUUCAAGCUAUGGACCUCCGAGCGCUGAGUGCUUGCCUUGCAGCUGUAGUUUGUUCUUCGGAGCAGCCACCUCUGCGUCCUGUUGGAAGCUCUUCAGGUGAUGGUGCUUCGGUUGUCUUGAUAUCUCUUCUCGAGAGAGCUGCUGAAGUAGUGGUGGCUCCUCGAGGCGUGCAUGGGAGCUCUAAUGAUGGUCUCUGGAGAGCCUCGUUUAAUGAGUUCUUCAACCUUCUUACAAAAUACUGCAGGAGCAAGUAUGAGACGAUCCGCAGCCAGAACCAAGGGAGUGCAGCGGAUGUAUUGGAGCUGGCGAUAAAGAGGGAAAUGCCGGCUGAGCUUUUACGUGCGAGCCUGCGUCACACUAGUGACGACCAGAGGAACUAUUUGUUGAACUUUGGUCGUAAACCGGCGGCUGUUAGUGAGUCAGCGUCGCAUGCAAGGGGUGGUCAGAUCAACUCUGAGUCUGUGAUGGGUUGAUCAAAAAGGAGAGAGAGAGAAGUGUGAAACAGUUAAGGGAUGUGUGUGGUGGAGUCAGGAGCCAAACUUGUAAGUAACUUGGUGGUGUAGGAAUCCUUUUCACAAGGGUUCCAGGUGGUGACAAGUGCUUUUAGAUUCUAAUCUCUUUUUUUUUCAGUUUGAACUCUUUUUUUUUAUUGUUAUAAUGGUGGACAAAUGCAAACUCUGCUUGGUUUGUGUAUUAAUGAUGAUGGGAAAGAAUGUGAAACAUGGGAGUAGGUUAUCGGA